Molecule: messenger RNA, 1388 nt
Organism: Lotus japonicus
Lineage: Eukaryota; Viridiplantae; Streptophyta; Magnoliopsida; Fabales; Fabaceae
Exons: 3
Coding region: 116-1042 (308 amino acids)
Source: RefSeq, a predicted model, not a curated record
CUUCAACCAUUUUCUGUUAUCUUAAUUCAUAUUGUGUUCUCCUCUCUUCCCUGUUGCCUCCAAUUCUCAUCAUCAUCAUCAUCAACUCCAUUCUGAUUCAGCGUUAGAAAUCGGAAUGGAAUUCUUCCAAAAGGCCAAAGUGGUGCGCCUGAGAAGCCACCAUGACAAAUACAUGUUGGCUGAUGAUGAUCGUGAAACCGUGUACCAGGACCGGAACGGUUGCUACGGCAACGCAAAGUGGACGGUGGAGAUCGUAGAAAAUUCGAAUUGGAUAAGGUUGAAGAGCUGUUAUGGGAAAUACUUAACAGCCUCCAACAUGCCAUUUUUGUUGCGUGGCACGGGGAAGAAAGUGUUGCAGUCUCUUCCCAAAAGGCUAGAUUCCUCCGUGGAAUGGGAGCCUUUGAGAGAAGGUGUUCAGGUGAGGCUAAGAACGCGUUACGGCCAAUAUUUGCGUGGCAAUGGAGGGCUUCCGCCGUGGAGGAACACCAUUACACAUGAUGUUCCACACCGGACAGCGACCGCGAAUUGGGUUUUGUGGGAUGUGGACAUUGUUGAGCUAAGACCACAAGCCCAAGUUCCGAAGCCCAGGCCUAGGCCUACGCCGAUUACACCACCACACCGUUCUCUCAAUCCAACUCCAACAGAGCUUUCUCCUUCUCCUUCACCUUCUCCAUCAUCCCAUUCAGAUUAUGAAUAUGGUCAACUUGUUAGGAUUGAUCUCAGGUCGCCUAGAACACCCGAGGUGGAAGAAUCAGAUCAUGAGUGCCGGUCACCCAUGAAAGAAGGGAGGAUUAUAUUUUAUGAUGUGGGUAAUGAAAAUGGUGAGGUUGAUGAUGCUAAAAAAGGGGCGUUUUUUACAUUUAAAGGAAGUUGUGUGAAUGAGUUGAAAGAUAAGUUGAAGGAGGAAAUAGGACAGGAUGAUAUUCUUGUGUGUUGCCGCAACCCAUUGACGGCGAAACUUUAUCCCCUGCGGUUACAAUUACCUCCUAACAAUAUUGACAUGCAUGUUGUUGUGGUUCCUUCCUCAUUCAAAGCUAAAUGAAGCCCUGGGAGAUCAUAGUUCUCUGUUAGCAAUUGAUAAUGUGUCAACUUAAUGCACAUUUGCUAAACUAAAACUACAAGGUGGAAGCGAGGCAACUUACAAGAGAUUCAAAAGAGGAGGCAACUAGUGUCACUAAAAGGGAACAAAUUUUUUCAAGUGCUACAAAAGUUGUUGUUGGACUUUAUUUGAAAUGUAAUGUAAAUUGAUGAAUUCCUCGUAUGUAUAAUUCGUUUUUUUUGAAAUGCUCUUAUGUAUAAUUCUUAACUAGGAAUUUCUGUUGUUAUUGAAACUUGAAAGAACUAACUAUUGACAUAACCGGUAUGAAGUGACAAUUUUUCUAGAGACU